AAUCAAAUAUUAGGCCGCCGUGUCGUUGUAUAUUUGGAUCCGGAAGACGACGUGUCGACUACAAAGUCAGCUUUCGGUAACCUCGGCUGGAUUUUGAAUUGGCGUCAGAAGCGAAAGAAAAAUUGAACAUAUUAGGAGCCCUAAUUGCAGAGAAACGCCUGCUUCUGAGUUCGAAACUCGAAGAGACAGAGGAAGAUGGGGAAGAAACAGCACAGUAAAGACCGUUUGUUCAUUACGAAAACUGAAUGGGCCACCGAAUGGGGUGGUGCCAAACCUAAGGACUCUCAAACCCCUUUCAAACGACUUCCUUUCUAUUGCUGCGCGCUUACAUUUACACCCUUCGAGGACCCUGUAUGUACCGCCGAUGGCAGCGUCUUCGAGAUAAUGAAUAUCAUCCCUUAUAUCCGAAAGUAUGGUAAAAAUCCUGUUACUGGAGCUACCUUGAAGCAGGAGGAUCUAAUUCCACUCAUUUUCCACAAAAAUUCUGAAGGCGAGUUCCAGUGCCCUGUACUAAACAAAGUUUUUACCGAGUUCACUCACAUAGUUGCUAUAAAGACCACUGGAAACGUCUUCUGCUAUGAGGCAAUUAAAGAAUUAAAUGUCAAGACAAAAAACUGGAAGGAGCUUCUAACUGAUGAACCGUUUAGUAGGGAAGAUAUUAUAACCAUUCAGAACCCUAGCGCCCUUGAUAGUAAGGUCCUCCUGGAUUUUGAUCAUGUGAAAAAUAGCCUGAAAGUUGAUGAUGAAGAACUCCAGAAAAUGAAAUCAGAUCCAGCAUAUAACAUAAAUGUGUCGGGAGACAUCAAGCAGAUGCUGGAGGAGCUUGGAACUGAGAAAGGAAGGCAAACUGCACUUCAUGGGGGAGGUGGUGGCAAGGCACAGAAAGAAAGGGCGGCUGCACUUGCCGAUAUUUUAGCUGCUAGGUCACGCAUCAAAGAGGAUACCAAGGCAAAUGCCAAAGGGGAGGAGAAACCUACUCAGGCAUACAGUAUUGUGGAUGCUGCAUCUGCUUCAGUACAUGGAAGAAGUGCAGCUGCUGCGAAAGCUGCACCAACUGAAAAAACUGCUGCUCGAAUUGCGAUGCACAUGGCGGGUGAGAGGGCACCGGUGAAUGCAAAGAUGGUAAAGAGUCGUUACACUACUGGUGCUGCAUCCCGAUCCUUCACGUCUACAUCUUAUGAUCCUGUUACAAAGAAUGAACAUGAAUAUAUCAAGGUUGAGAAAAAUCCAAAGAAGAAAGGCUAUGUACAGUUGCAUACAACACAUGGAGAUUUGAAUAUUGAAUUGCAUUGUGAUAUUACUCCAAGGACGUGUGAGAAUUUCAUUACACUUUGUGAAACUGGCUACUACAAUGGAGUUGCUUUUCACAGAAAUAUAAGGAAUUUUAUGAUUCAAGGUGGUGAUCCUACUGGUACUGGGAGAGGAGGCGAAUCUAUAUGGGGAAAGCCCUUCAAAGAUGAACUUAACUCCAAGUUUCUUCAUUCUGGAAGGGGUGUUGUCAGUAUGGCAAAUAGUGGCCCCCACACUAAUGGCUCCCAGUUCUUUAUUCUCUAUAAAUCUGCCAACCACUUAAACUUUAAGCAUACAGUAUUUGGUGGCGUUGUUGGUGGUUUGACUACUUUGGCAGCGAUGGAAAAGGUUCCUGUUGAUGACAAUGAUCGGCCUCUGGAGGAGAUCAAGAUAACAAGUGUCACAGUAUUUGUCAAUCCAUACUCAGAACCCGAUGAAGAAGAGGAAAAGCAGAAGGACGAGAAGAAUGUUGAAGAUGAAGAAAAUGACAAGGUUGGAUCAUGGUAUAGUAACCCAGGCACCGGAGUAGCUGGAGAUGGAGCUGGCGGUGGUGGUGUAGGGAAAUAUUUGAAAGCAAGGAAUCAAGUCAAAUCCCCUGCAGUUGAUGCUAGUCUAAGAGAAACAACCUCAACCAAGAAAAGGACAGCCGCCGGAGAAUUCAAAGACUUCUCUUCGUGGUAAGAGUUCCAUAUACCCCAAUUUAGAAGAGGGCAUAGGUUUUACAGCUGGCCCCGAGUUACUGUUAAAAGUUUACAAGUUAUUGAAAAAGGGGGCGUGUAAAAAAAAGGGUGCAUGUGACCUAUUGAAUGUUGGAAUGCAUUACUGACGACGAAA
Momordica charantia (bitter melon) is the source of this 2124-nucleotide messenger RNA. RefSeq names its product plant U-box 49 (gene PUB49). NCBI's taxonomy places the organism in Eukaryota, Viridiplantae, Streptophyta, Magnoliopsida, Cucurbitales, Cucurbitaceae. Gene Ontology annotation, molecular function: ubiquitin protein ligase activity; peptidyl-prolyl cis-trans isomerase activity. The record is from RefSeq and is a predicted model, not a curated record. Gene Ontology annotation, biological process: protein peptidyl-prolyl isomerization; protein polyubiquitination; protein folding. Gene Ontology annotation, cellular component: catalytic step 2 spliceosome.